CCACGCAAGCGCACAAUGACGUUAUUGAUGCUGAGAAGGAUUUGUAAUCGAUUGUCAAAAAAACUAAAGUCGAUCAACAAAAUGUCGGAUAAACAAAGUGCUCAAAAAAGCGCUAAAAUAGCAGCUGGCGCCGUGGUUUGCGUGGAAAGCGAGAUCAGAGGAGACGUCACUAUUGGUGCCAGAACGGUGGUCCAUCCCAAAGCCCGCAUCAUAGCCGAGGCAGGACCCAUAGUCAUCGGAGAAGGCAACCUCAUAGAGGAACAAGCUCUCAUAAUUAACAGUUAUCCAGAGAACAUUACACCUGACUCUGAGGGAGUGGAGCCCAAGACGAUGACCAUCGGCAUCAACAACGUGUUUGAAGUUGGAUGUAGUAUCCUUUAUAUUGAAGUGUGGUACACUGACCUAUAGGGUACAGCCACUGACCUGUAGGGUACAGCCACUGACCUAUAGGGUACAGCUAGGGUACAGCCACUGACCUAUAGGGUACAGCU
Messenger RNA from Coregonus clupeaformis (lake whitefish), 491 nucleotides. RefSeq names its product dynactin subunit 6. Gene Ontology annotation, biological process: mitotic spindle organization. The record is from RefSeq and is a predicted model, not a curated record. Bases 16 to 408 code for a protein of 130 amino acids. Gene Ontology annotation, cellular component: dynactin complex. The transcript has 4 exons. Gene Ontology annotation, molecular function: dynein complex binding. NCBI's taxonomy places the organism in Eukaryota, Metazoa, Chordata, Actinopteri, Salmoniformes, Salmonidae.